Messenger RNA from Hippopotamus amphibius kiboko, 399 nucleotides. Its product is annotated as seminal plasma protein PDC-109-like. Bases 1 to 399 code for a protein of 132 amino acids. Gene Ontology annotation, cellular component: cell surface. Gene Ontology annotation, molecular function: heparin binding. Gene Ontology annotation, biological process: sperm capacitation. The transcript has 3 exons. Lineage: Eukaryota; Metazoa; Chordata; Mammalia; Artiodactyla; Hippopotamidae. The record is from RefSeq and is a predicted model, not a curated record.
AUGGCACCGCGUUUGGGGGUCUUUCUGAUCUGGGCUGGCACGUCUAUAUUUCUACAACUGGACCCUGUGAAUGGAGAUCGUGAAACCCUAAGAGCCGAAGAUGCGAACAAUGCCUUUCUUCUUUCAGAUAAUGAAUGUGUUUUCCCAUUCAUCUAUGGAGGCAUAAAGUAUUUUGAUUGCAUUCUCCAUGGUGCCACAUUCUAUUGGUGUGCUCUAAAUGCAGAUUACAUAGGAAGAUGGAAAUACUGUACUAGGAAAGACUAUGCCAAAUGUAGCUUUCCCUUUAUCUAUCGAGGCAAAAUAUAUGAAAAUUGCACAAAAACUGGGAGUUUGCUUUGGUGGCAUUGGUGCUCACUCACUCCAGACUACGACCGGGAUAGAGCUUGGAAGUACUGCUAG